UGUUUACAGAGUUUAGUCUUUCAUCUCAACCUGUUUCCUCCUCCCCUCUCCCGCUCCUGAGAACUUUGCGGCGGAGGAGCUCCUCUUAAGCGGCAAGAAACGCCAAGCACCUCUUCCAGCAGCAUAAAGCCCUCUCCUCCCCCACCCGCCCACCUACUUUUCGCCUUGCCCUCAGUGACUAAUGCAAGGAUGGCCAGGAGACCUAGGCACAGCAUAUACAGCAGCGAUGAUGAGGAUGAAGACCUGGAGGUAUAUGAUCAUGACUAUGAUGGUCUGCUGCCCAAGGGUGGAAAACGCCAUUUAGGGAAAACACGGUGGACCCGGGAAGAGGAUGAGAAGCUAAAGAAACUGGUGGAGCAGAAUGGCACAGAAGAUUGGAAAGUUAUUGCCAAUUUCCUUCCUAAUCGGACAGAUGUACAGUGCCAGCAUCGGUGGCAGAAGGUACUAAAUCCGGAACUUAUUAAGGGCCCGUGGACUAAAGAAGAAGAUCAGCGAGUGAUAGAGCUGGUGCAGAAAUACGGUCCCAAGCGCUGGUCUGUCAUCGCUAAGCACUUGAAAGGAAGGAUCGGGAAACAAUGCAGAGAGCGGUGGCACAACCAUUUGAAUCCAGAAGUUAAAAAAACCUCCUGGACAGAGGAAGAAGAUAGAAUUAUUUACCAAGCACACAAGAGACUGGGAAACAGAUGGGCAGAAAUUGCAAAGUUGCUUCCUGGACGAACUGAUAAUGCUAUCAAGAACCACUGGAAUUCUACGAUGCGGCGAAAGGUUGAACAGGAAGGUUAUCUUCAGGAGUCUUCCAAAGUCAGCCAGCCUUCAGUAGCCACAAGUUUUCCAAAGAACAACCAUUUAAUGGGCUUUACCCACACUCCACCUUCUGUGCAGCUGCCAACCUCCACCCCGACCCCGGCUACCAGUGACUACUCCUAUUACCACAUUUCUGAGACACAGAAUGUCUCUUCUCAGAUCCCAUAUCCAGUAGCACUUCAUGUAAAUAUUGUUAAUGUUCCCCAGCCAGCUGCUGCAGCUAUUCAGAGACACUAUAAUGAUGAAGACCCUGAGAAAGAAAAACGAAUAAAGGAAUUAGAGUUGCUACUAAUGUCGACUGAGAAUGAACUGAAAGGGCAACAGGCAUUACCAACACAGAACAACACGUCAGAUUACCCAGGAUGGCACAGCACCGCAAUUGCAGACAGUACCAGAACUAGUGGUAACAGUGCGCCCAUUUCCUCUUUGGGCGAGCAUCAUCAUUGUAUUCCGUCUCCACCAGUGGACCAUGGCUGCUUGCCUGAAGAAAGUGCAUCCCCUGCAAGGUGCAUGAUUGUCCACCAGAGUAACUUCCUGGAUAAUGUUAAGAAUCUCUUAGAAUUUGCGGAAACACUUCAGCUGAUAGAUUCCGAUCCUUCAUCAUGGGGUGAUCUCAGCAGUUUUGAAUUCUCUGAAGAAGCAGACACCUCGCCUAGCCGAGCUCCCUCAGGCAAAGCCCCACAGCUUCAGCAAACAGAGGCCAGUGCAUUUAGGCCUGAAGGACACCCUCUCUCAAACCUGAGCAAAGCCAUGUUGAGUCAGGAUUCCCUUGCCUUGCCCAAGUCCUUGGCUGGCUCAAAAUGUGGCACAGCUCCGUUGGUGUUUCUGCGCACAAAGAGAGGGCAUCCCAGCCACUUAGCCAGUGGCCAUAAGUCCUUCAUACUUGCUGAUGUCAGGAGCUCAACUCCUAAGCGCUCCCCUGUCAAAAGCCUGCCAUUCUCUCCCUCGCAGUUCUUGAACACCUCAUCAAGCCAAGAAAGCCUGGACCUGGACAAUCCAACUUUAACUUCCACUCCCCUCUGUGCUCAUAAACUCGCUGUUACAGCACCUCUUCACAGAGACCAAGCAUUUAAGAUACAGAAGGAGAAUAAUAUCUUCAGAACUCCAGCUAUCAAAAGAUCAAUAUUGGAGAGCUCUCCAAGAACACCAACUCCAUUUAAAAAUGCACUCGCAGCUCAAGAAUUCAAAUAUGGACCCUUGAAAAUGCUGCCUCUGACACCAGCUCACCUUGUAGACGAUCUGCAAGAUGUUAUCAAACAAGAGUCUGAUGAAACUGACAUUGCUUCUGGCAUAUGUGAAAAUGGAUCCCCUUUGUUGAAGAAAAUCAAACAGGAGGCAAAGUCUCCAACAGGCAAAGCAGGAAACUUCUUUUCCUCGAAUCAUUGGGAAGGGGAAGGGCUGAACACACAGCUCUUCACACCUGUGUCCGCUGGGGAAGAUGUGCCAAAUCUACUUACCAGUUCUGGUUUAAAGAUGCCUGCAUCAGAAGAAGAGGACAAUACUCAUAAAUUAUUUGCAUUACAUAGAAAUAGGUCAUCAGUUAGCCCACUUCAGCAUUUUAGCAACACAUGGGAUUCAGCAUUCUGUGGGAAGACAGAAGAUCAGCUGACCUUCUCAGAUCCUGCACGCAAGCAUAUGAACGCAUUCUCGACUCGAACUCUGGUCAUGUGAAAAAGAGUCUUCCAAUAAGCAUUAUGUUUUCUUUUCAAAACACUUCCACUUGAUUUGGACUUACCAUUCCUCUACAUGGGAGAAAAACCUUUUUCGUUGUUGUUGUUGUUGUUGUUGUUGUUGUUGUUGUUGUUGUUGUUGUUGUUGUUGUUGUGGUACAACAUUUGGGAGCAGCACAAAGUGCAUUCAGUCACAAAAGCAUAUAUGUGUAUAUAUUGUUCAUGUUGGAUCUCACCCAACUUAAAAAAAGAAAAGAAGAAAAUAAUUAUGUUUGUUGAUGAUGCUUACCUAAAUUCCUAGGUAUUGAAUUUUAUGCAAUUAAUUAUUAAUAAUGUGAAUGCCGAUUUCUUUCUCUCUUUUUUAAAAAGUGAUUUUUAAAUGAUUAUUUUUUAUAUAUUAAAAAAAACCUUUUUGGGAGAUCAAAUGGACCAGUAUUAAUUCAGUGAGGAGUUGCCACAUGAGUUCCCAUACCAUUGAGGAUGCUUGCUGAGGUUUCCUUUUUUUCUUUGAAGAGCUGGCACUCCCAUCAGUAGCGUCAAUCACUGAACCAAAUGUCUCGGUAUGAAAUACUGCAAGAAAAAGCAUUACUGCAAAUGCUGAUCUGAAGGUGGUCACACAGCUAUACUGUUUGAAGAACUGUUCCACUCAUUAGAACUGUAGACUGUUUACGUGUGUAUGUUGUUGUGUUUUUUUAAUUAGCUUGCUUUUAAAAAAUUAUUACGGUAUGAAACAUAGUUUUAUGAGAAGAAAUUAUAUUUUUUAUCCAGUAAUUUAAUUUUGUAAAUGCCAAAUGGGUUUUGUUCUAUUUUUGGUUUGGUUGGUUUUUGUUUUGCGGGGGGGGGGGGUCGGGUUUUUUUCCCUGGUGCAGAUUUACAACAUGUAGAUGGGCUUAAGGCCAUAGAGCUUUAUAAACGAAAGAGAAACCGGGGGGGGGGGGGGGU
Molecule: messenger RNA, 3416 nt
Organism: Zootoca vivipara (common lizard)
Lineage: Eukaryota; Metazoa; Chordata; Lepidosauria; Squamata; Lacertidae
Gene: MYB
Product: MYB proto-oncogene, transcription factor
Biological process (GO): regulation of DNA-templated transcription
Cellular component (GO): nucleus
Molecular function (GO): DNA-binding transcription factor activity, RNA polymerase II-specific; RNA polymerase II cis-regulatory region sequence-specific DNA binding
Source: RefSeq, a predicted model, not a curated record